AUGGAGGACCAGAGUGCGAGCCUUGCCGAGUUCGUCAAGCAUGAGGUCUGCGGCAUCACAUUCGACAUAGUGAACAGAUACUCGAACUUGGAGGUGCUGGAGAUGGGAGGCUUGGGCCUCGGGUCGGUUUGCUCAGCGACAGACAGCAUUGCGGCGAGCCGUGUGGCUAUCAAAAAAAUUCCAGCACCAUUCCAGAGUCCCGAGUCGGCCAAGCAGACAUUUAGAGAAAUUCGUCUUCUCCGACAAUUGAAACAUGACAAUGUUGUCGCUUUGCUCGAUCUCUUCAUUUCGCCGCUUGAUGACGUAUACCUCGUCUCGGAAUUGUUAAGCACAAACCUGGAGAAGAUCAUGCGAAAAGGGCCUCUAGACAGUCAGUUUUCGCAGUAUUUCUUCUAUCAGAUAAUGCGUGGGCUCAAAUAUAUUCACUCGGCCGGCGUCAUUCAUCGCGACCUCAAACCGACAAACAUUCUCGUGAACGAAAACUGCGACUUGAAAAUUUGCGACUUUGGCCUUGCCCGGUCGGUGGAUUUCUUCAUGACCGGAUAUGUCACAACCAGGUUCUACCGCGCCCCCGAAACCAUGCUCACCUGGAAACAUUAUGAUGAACAGGUUGAUGUUUGGAGUGCGGCUUGCAUCCUAGCCGAGAUGAUAGAGGGAAAACCUUUGUUCCCAGGCAAAGAUGCAUUUGAUCAGUUCAUGGUUAUCUCGAGUGUCCUUGGGUCUGUCCCUCAAGACAUGGUAGAUACAAUUACCACGAAGAAUACCUUGAACCUUCUCCAGUCGUCGCCACCGAAAGAACGACAGGACUUGAAAGAAUAUCUGCGAAAAGCGUCACCUGAAGGUGCCAUCGAUAUUUUGGAUAAAAUGCUUGUUUAUAACCCACGGGUGCGACUCGACACUUCAGCGGCCCUUUCGCACCCGUAUCUGGCUUCGUACCACGACCCGAACGAUGAACCAGUCGCAGACCGCUUAUUAAACCCGCAUCUCGAAAAUCAAGACGGUUCAGGGGACUGGUGGAGAGUGCAAAUAUACUCGGAAAUCAUGGAUCAUCUCGGUGCUCCUGUGUCUUAA
This is a messenger RNA of Penicillium chermesinum, 1071 nucleotides long. RefSeq names its product mitogen-activated protein kinase HOG1. Gene Ontology annotation, molecular function: MAP kinase activity; ATP binding. NCBI's taxonomy places the organism in Eukaryota, Fungi, Ascomycota, Eurotiomycetes, Eurotiales, Aspergillaceae. The transcript is spliced from 9 exons. Gene Ontology annotation, biological process: stress-activated MAPK cascade; cellular response to oxidative stress; protein phosphorylation. Bases 1 to 1071 code for a protein of 356 amino acids. The record is from RefSeq and is a predicted model, not a curated record. Gene Ontology annotation, cellular component: nucleus; cytoplasm.